AAGUGGUACAUCGUGAUGGUUUAAACAAAUUUUCGUCCUGUUUCCUAACUACUUUAUAUAUUUAUUGCCACAAAAGUGUGUCAGUCACAAUGAUAGACUGAGUGUUUGAGUUGAUGCCAUGCGUUGCGACCCAAAAAUAACUCUUCUGACACUUAUUUCAAAUGUCCUUACCGAACAACAGCCAGGAAUAUGUUCCUAUGGUUCUCAAGGGAAUCCGAUAGAGUGUUGCCGGAAUUAUAAACUUGUUGGAAACACUUGCCAGGCGUGCACUCCUGGAACUUUCGGAGAAAACUGCAAGGAAGAAUGCCCAAUAGGAUCAUAUGGACAACUCUGCAAAGAGAAUUGUUCGUGUGACCCAUGUGAUAAGGUCACGGGAUGCUUAAACAAAACAGUGAGACGUGAUUCAGAGGAUGGAACUGAAUCUGUUCAAUUUCACUGGCCAAGUAUUUUCAUUUCAUUAACUGGAAGUUUUGUCGUUUGUUUUACCUUUUGCAUCAUAAUGAUUAGUAUUUCAAGGAGAAGGAAGCCCGUAACUCGGGGAUGCGUUGUGUCAAAUUUACAAGAAAAGGAUCUGACAGCCUCUAAAAAUGUAUAUGAUUAUCUGAGAAAGGAAUCCUAUAACGUUCUCAAGCUGACGACAGCGGAUAAAGAGUAGUCACAACAUGGCAAAUAUAUGGCUUUUAACCAUAAAAAGUAAAAAAAAAAAUGUACAUCGGAAAAAAAAUAUCAAGCUCAUAUCAAGGACAUUGUAACGAUAAACUCUCGAAUACAUUGUCGCCUGGCCUUUGCAUGCAUCUCUUCACUUAUACGCCUUAUUAAAAUACAUGUACUUAUUCAAUUUAUCUAACAUAAUGUUGAUGCGUCUGUGGACGAUUUUGUUCUUUUCCCUUUCCUACUGAAAAAAUAAUCGCUAUUUGAAUUAAAAAAUAAAAUAUGUUCAACAUGGAUUUAUUCGUCAUUAUAUUGAAACUUGUUACCUGAUUUUGUUUCCAAACGUGUAUCAACUAAACAGCAAUCAUUCUAGGAGCUUACAAUAUAUUGUAUACAUGUAUUUAAAAUCUUCAUGACAUAAAUAUCAUGUAAUAGCUCCCGUGUAUUAAGUGAACAGAAAACACUUGUUACAUUUGUCUAUUACAGUAUCCAUUCAAACAUCAAUUAUUGGUAUUUGAAGAAGCUUAAGAGCCAAUGCAAAUUUAUUGCAUUUAUAUAAAAAAAAACAAUGCUUUCAUACAUAUUUCAAAGUUCUUGUAAUAAUGUCAAUCAUUGUAAAUAUUUAAUCACUUUAAUGAUAUUGUAAAUAUAAACAAAAUACAAACAAGUCUUUGUCUUCCAUGCUGAACCGAACCAUUCCAAAAGACAACAUACAAAAAAUGUGAUACAGAUUUGUCCUGUAUGGGUUCCAUUUUGGUUUGCAUGUUAUCAUCUAAAAAAAAAUUGUUUGUUAUUGUAUUUCACGUGUUCCUACGAAUUAAAGUGGUAUAACAAACCAAAAAACUGUAUUACAAGAGAAUCUUUUGUUUUUGAACUAUUGAAUUAUUCGUAUAAUAUGAUAAAUUAGGUAAUUUGAAAUCAUUUCAUGCCCAUAGAUCAAAAUCGAAAGCUUGUUGGGUUUUCUUCUGCUCACAUCUCAACCUCCCAUCUAUCUUUGAUGCAUUAUCUUCAAAGAAGUUAAACGUAUAGAUUAACAUGAUUAAAGCUAAAAUUGUUCCAACCCAAAUCAUGAUCACGCAUUUCCCAAACUUGGAUCAUUUUUUAGAAUAAUAUUCUUAACUAUUUAUUAGGGUUGGGAUCAGUUGAAAUGUAAAGUAGGCAGACGUUUACAAAGAUGUAUUUUCACAUGUAUUUUGAAACAUGGAAUUAAAGUUGAAUGUAAUGUAAACAAUCCUUUUUCAUGUAAUAUAAUUACAGGGAUAUUGUUACAAUAAAUUGUGUCAUAAAAAUCCAUGUUUGAAUUUGAUUGUUUAAAUAUCCAACAAUGUGACUACAUGUAUAUAUGAGAUAAAUGUAUUGUAAAUGUAUUUGUUUAUAAA
Molecule: messenger RNA, 2030 nt
Organism: Magallana angulata
Lineage: Eukaryota; Metazoa; Mollusca; Bivalvia; Ostreida; Ostreidae
Exons: 6
Coding region: 119-655 (178 amino acids)
Source: RefSeq, a predicted model, not a curated record